GCACGUUGGCGCGUGCCUGUAAUCCAAGUCACUGGGAGGCUGAGGUUGGUGGAUCGAGUGAGCUGAGGAGCUCUGGGCUGUAGUGUGCUAUGUUGAGCGGGUGUCCACACUAAGUUCGGUAUCGAUAUGGUGCUCCUGGGGGAGCCCGGGGCCACCAGGUCGCUUAAGGAGGGGUGCACCGGCCCAGAUCGGAAACGAAGCAGGUCAAAGCCCCCGUGCCAUCCAGUAGUGGGAUAGCGCCUAUCUCUCAAGGCGUAAUCCAUGCUUUCAGAUGAGCUUGACUCCAAACCCGAGCUGCUGGUUCAGUUUGUCCAGAACGCUUCCAUCCCUCUGGGGCAGAGUCUGGAGGACUCUGAUCCCAAACACACCUGCCUUCCCCUGCUGGCCCCUGCAGAUAGCUCCCUGUGCGCACAGCUGGCCCUGACAGAGGGUGGUCUCAGCCAUGUGUCAGCGAGGUCUCUGUCCCUGUCAGAGUUUGGGGGAGCAGAGCAGAGCCCCAUGGAGGUGCACCCCCAUCUCCGCAGCCCUCACACACCCCCCAGCCCAUCUCCUGUCCUCCAUGACCUGCAGCGGUCAGAGAGCAGCUCCUACGUCCUCCUCAACCUCGCCAAAGGCCUAGCAGCCUCCUCUGAGCCACUAAUCUUUUCAGCAGAUGGGACAGAGGAGGAGGAAGAGGAGGUGAUCUUGUCCGGGGACUGUUGUGUGGAUGGCACUGCCCCCUGGUACCUGCGGGUACAGGAGUUGGCACACGACAGCCUCAUCGCAGCAACGCGUGCACAGCUGGCUAAAGAUGCCAAGGCUAGCCAGGACGCCAGGGCUGGGAAUGGCAGCAACAGUAAUGUCACUGACUUUAAUGGUGGUGACCACCUGCCCAGCUUCCCGUUGGAGGGUGUGAAGAGAGAGCAGCCGACGAGGACCAAUCGUACGCUUUCUUCUAAACAGAACCUCCGCUGCUCCUUUGAGGGCUGCUAUAGAACCUUCACUUGGCCUGCUCACCUCAAAUACCACCUCAAAACACACAGGAACGACCGUAUGUUCCGGUGUGGGGCGGAGGGCUGUGGGAAAAGUUUCUACGUACUGCAGCGUCUUCAGGUCCACAUGAGAACUCACAACGGAGACAAGCCUUUUUUCUGCAAGGAGAAGAACUGUGGCAAGAAGUUCACCACUGCAGGAAACCUCAAGAACCACAAACGCACACACACAGGUGAGAAGCCUUUUUUGUGUGAAGCAGGUGGCUGUGGUCGUUCCUUUGCAGAGUACUCCAGUCUACGCAAACACAUGCUCGUACACUCAGGAGAGAAACCCCACCAGUGUGGUGUCUGUGGAAAGACGUUCUCUCAGAGCGGCAGCAGGAACGUCCACAUGAGGAAGAGACACGGAGAGGAGGUGCUGGGGAACGAGGGCAGAGAAACAGGCGAGGCUCUGACACACAGCAGUUUGCUGGAGGCUGACGGGUCACCUGACGACACUAUGGUCACCAUGACUACGGGGGUGGAGCCCAUGAACCUACACCACACCAUGCUGCGAGAGCAAGGCUCGGCAGACUCCGUGGUCGUUCUCUCUCAACCCCAUGACCUGGUCACCAUGACAACGACAAGCCACACGUACGCAGAGGAUGUGGUGGCUUUGCUGUAGUCAAGGCUGUUGUGCAAAUCUCUGUUCACACUUCAGGAAAGUAAUUUGAGGCAGAAUUCUACAUGUACUCUCUGCAUCCUUCACCGUGGCUGCGUUAAGACAGGCAGCCCAAUUCUGAUAUUUUAUUUCCACUAAUUGGUCUUUUGACCAAUCAGAUAAGAUCUGAAAUUAUGUGAUUGGUCAAAAGACCAUUUAGUGGGAAAAAAAGAUCAGAUUUAGCCCUGUAGAUAUGUAAUUAGCUGCUGAGGGUUUUAUGAGAAGACGGUGUAAAAUGUUCUAGAACUUGUACAGACAGACAACUUUUUCUGUAGUUUAUAAAUAUAAGGAAUAAUCAGGUGACUUUCCAAAGAAAUAAAGACAGGUAUACAUAUGUUUUAUUAAUUAACAAUGUGUUUGUCAUUGUUAAACAACAUACUAAAUCAACUCUGUAAGCUUGCCUGGGUGCAGAUAAGGCUAAAAUGCAGUGAUCUUUCUUUUGCUAAACAAUAUUAAGGAUGAUGCUUUUUAGCUUAAUUCAUAUUAAUCAAGAGCUCGAAUCAAUUCCUAUCGUUGAAGUUUAGCACUAAAGCGUGAUUUGAAAUUCAAGGCAAUGUUUCCACAUUGAGACUUCGUUCACGGUGAACGCUGCAUAUGUCGGCUCAAUCGGAAAUGACCAUUUCAAUCACACUAUGGAGCUGAACUUCUGCAAUGCUCAAUAGCUGACAUAAAACUAUUUGAAAAUGUACAUUUUAAAUGUGCUCCACAGAAAUGUACUCAGUCCCCAAUCAUUAAGGAAACAGUUUCAAACUCACAAGCUGCUAUUGGAAUGAAGGCACAGCUGCAUAUAGAACAAUGGCACACUCUACACACACACAUACCAGCUUCUAUUUUUUUAUUGAAAUCAAAAUAUCCAGAUUUGUACAGUAACAAAACUAUGAGUUUCAGCCCCCAGUGCUUUAAUAGAGACGUGUAUAUAAUACAAGGCUACAGUAUAGCAGCCAGUCACAUGAAAACAACAGACCUACUGAACUAUAGUACCAGUUGUGUGUUGGGUAACAAAAAAGUUGGAACAAUUGUAAUGUCAUCUCAAAUGUAAAAUGCAAAUAUGGCAUAUCUUUAAAACAUUACAUUUCACAAGACACAAAGGCUUAUCAGUUUAAAACAAGUAUUCCUCAGUCCAUUUCUUGUUGAGCACCAUGUAAACCAGUGAUCCCACCUGCCCACCCAACCCUGUGGCUUAUGUCUCUCAGUGGAUCUUUAGGUUCUGGAAGUGUUUGAACGUGGCACCUAAUGCCCAGCUUGUCUCAAUAUUGUUCACCUUCUUAGUCAGCUGGAGAAAGGAGACACACCAAAUCACUCAUGCCUUUUUGUAUUUAUUUAAGUAAAAAUGUUUAACAGA
Molecule: messenger RNA, 3013 nt
Organism: Oncorhynchus tshawytscha (Chinook salmon)
Lineage: Eukaryota; Metazoa; Chordata; Actinopteri; Salmoniformes; Salmonidae
Product: zinc finger protein 410
Exons: 11
Coding region: 262-1635 (457 amino acids)
Biological process (GO): regulation of transcription by RNA polymerase II; central nervous system development
Cellular component (GO): nucleus
Molecular function (GO): RNA polymerase II cis-regulatory region sequence-specific DNA binding; DNA-binding transcription factor activity, RNA polymerase II-specific
Source: RefSeq, a predicted model, not a curated record